Sesamum indicum (sesame) is the source of this 591-nucleotide messenger RNA. NCBI's taxonomy places the organism in Eukaryota, Viridiplantae, Streptophyta, Magnoliopsida, Lamiales, Pedaliaceae. The record is from RefSeq and is a predicted model, not a curated record.
AUGGCCACAACAGAAUUUAAUACAGGUAUUCUGGAGGCGGGCCUGAUUCCACUUUCAAUGCAAGGUGAAUGGUUCACAUGGCAUAAUUGCAAUACAUCCGCGCGGAGUUUGUGGAAGCUGCUGGACCGGAUACUUGUUAAUGAUCGUUGGCUGGCAAGGUUCCCUACAUCAUCCUAUCACAGCCUUACACCACGGACAUCUGAUCACUCGCCACUGGUUCUACAUGGGGAUACGCAACAACAUAAUGGAGGUAUGUUUCGAUUUGAUAACUAUCUAGCCCAAUCUCCUGAGUUCAUCCCUAAUGUGCAGAACAUUUGGCAUCAUGAGGUUGUCGGUAUAUCUAUGUAUGCCGUGACACGUAAACUGAAGGCUCUUAAACCAGUCUUCCGAAUACAGAGGAGGAAUAAGGGGGAUUUGAUGAUGAAUGUCCAAUUAGCCAAAGGUUUUCUCGAUGAGGCACAACUAUUGGUGAGCUGUGACAGACAAAUGAGCACUUCUUACUCCUGGAACAUUGUUGUCGAAUCGUUUAUGCUAAAGCGGCAAAACUCGAACAAAUCAUGUUGCAACAAAGAGCUAAGAUGCAGUGGAUGA